This is a messenger RNA of Blepharisma stoltei, 3114 nucleotides long. NCBI's taxonomy places the organism in Eukaryota, Ciliophora, Heterotrichea, Heterotrichida, Blepharismidae. The record is from the annotation of a GenBank genome assembly.
AUGGAAUCUGAGCUCAUUAAGCUGAAAAACCAAAAAGCCCGCUUAAUGAGGCAGUCAAUCUUAAACCAACAGGCUUAUGAAGCUUUACUUGACGAGAAAAACAACCUUAUUGACAAGAUCGUAGAUAUGGAAAAUCAAAUUCCUGAGGAUUUUGAAACAGAGCCUGAUAUUUUGGUAGAAGAAGAAGACCAGUUAGAAAAGCCAAAAACAAUAGAAAAUGAUAUGCUGAAAAACAGCUUGCUUUAUCAUGGAACUGUUAUACUUACCAGAGUCACUGCAUUGCAAAGGUAUUUUCAAGGAUUUUUCGGUUCACAUUCAAGCCCAUCUCACCCAAUUAAUUUUGUGUCGGUACAAAACUGAGAAUAUGUAAUUGUCUUGCCGAACCCUGAUUUCCCUACUUUUUUAGGCAGAUCUAUCACCUUGUUUCAGGCUGAGAAAUUAUUUAAAAAAUGCUUUAACCCUGAAUACUCACAAAAUAUGGAAACUCUUAGAAAUAACCAGCUGGUCGAGCUUUCUGCUUAUAAAAAGUGCUUAGACUUAAUCCCAGACGUUGGGAAAGAUAAGCAGUUUAAGUAUGGCGGAAGAAUCAAGAAAACUCAAUUUAAUGCCUUCAUGGACUUAGGAGGACCACCUAAAGACGUGCUGACUUUAAUUAGAAAUGUUCUGCUAGUCAAGCUAGGGAUCCAUUUGGGACUAUAUACAAGGCAAGUUAUUAGUGAAAAUGGCAAGUAUAUUUAUUUAUUGAUUUAUGCCCAUGAAAAUGAGCUGCUUAAAGAAGCAGAAGCUAUAGAAUUUAAUUUGCAGCUGGAAAUAGGAGUAACAGACCUAGCGUCAUUAGAGCCUUGUGAUAAGUCGUAUAGGCCGUACAGAGUUUUGACCUGCCCAUCAGAUAUUAAGAUGCUAUUAAAAGGGCUGGACGAAGAUUACAGCGAAAUAAUGAACUCUUUCAGAUUUAAUGAGUCAGAAGGCCAAGAAUACGAGCCUAAUGGGGUUACAUCCCAAGAUUGAGAGUCCUACAAAAUGUAUUUGUUUCAGCUACGGCAAGGCCUGGACGAGCUAAAAGAGGUCCAGCUGCCUUUUAACCAGCGAAUGAUGUACUACCAAAAACUAAUCAGAAACUGCAUGGAUAAUGUAAAUGCUUCUAGAUUUGACAAAUUUAAGCUAAAAAAUCUAUGAGACAGGCUAAAACUUCCUAAGCCAAUUGGUGCUUAUUGUGAUUAUAAACAAAAAAUUGACCCUGUAACUGAUGAAGAUAAGUACUCAAACUUGUGAAGAAGGCACAAAAUUGAUCAGAAUGAAAGAAGAUCAAUUUUCAGGAACACAGACAGGCUAAAGCUACUGCAAUCUCUUAUCAGCCGACAAGUGAAAUUGCAGUAUUUACAACGUAAAGGAGCAAUCAUAGCUCAUUUCCCACUUACUAAUAAGUGAGAGCUAAAUGGAAAAGAAAACCUGGCUAACAUGACAGAUGACCUAAAUAUGAACACAAUUUUUUCACAAGUUUCUAUAGGAUAUUUAAAUGAGAGAAAAAAGCAUGCUCAAGGACUAGCUAAUAUAUGGAAAGGAGAUUUUUUUGGAAGGAGGAUCCCUCUAGGCAAAAUCCGUGGGUAUUUUGGAGAAAAAAUUGGGCUAUAUUUUGCAUUUUUAGGGUUUUAUAGUAACGCUUUAAAAAUCCCAGGAAUAAUUGGGCUUGUGGUAUUUAUUUUUCAAAGGAGCUAUCCAGAUGACAGCAAUUUUGUAACAGUCCUGAACGCAUUUUACUGCAUUUUUAUAGCGACAUGGGCAACUUGUUUAUUAGAGUACUGGAGGAGAAAAGAAAAUUGUUUAGCAAUCAAGUGGGGGCAGAUGGAUUAUGAAGAAGACGAGGUACCAAGAUCACAGUUCAGAGGAGAAACUAGAAGGUCUCCAAUUGAUGACGAUCUUGAAGAAGUCUUCUUUCCUGCAGGAAAGAGAAGACUGUAUCUUAUGCUUACCUAUUUCACGUCCUUGCUGUUUAUUCUUCUAGUUCUUGGCAUUGUUGCAGGGAUAAUUGUUUUGCGCUGGACUCUGACUGAUUAUCUUUUAUAUUCUGGCUAUGAUUUUGCUGGGCCGGUAUGCUCUGUUUUGAAUGCUUUUCAGGUGCAGAUUUUUAACUUUAUAUACGGGAAAUUAGCAAUUAAAUUGAAUGAUAGAGAAAAUCAUAGGACUCAGAGCUCAUAUGAAAACUCAUUAAUUAUAAAAACUUAUACGUUUCAGUUCAUCAAUUCAUUCAAUUCUCUUUUUUACAUAGCAUUUUUAAAAACCAGCAUGGAAGGCUGCAUCGUUGAUGACUCAAACGGCAAAAAAGUUAGAAAGGUCGGGGCUAACUGCAUGGGCGAGCUUUACACCCAACUAAUUUCACUAUUUAUCGUAGCCUUUUUGAAAAACGCUGUCGAGCUUGGCUGGCCUUAUGUGCAAUACAGAAUGAAGAAAAAUGAAUUUUACCUUGGAGAAGAAGAAAGAAAAAAGCUUCUUUCUUUGGUUUCCGCUGAUGAAUUUGGAGCGCUGAGAGAUGAAAUUGACAUUCAAAUCCAAAAACCAGCAUAUAUUACAAGAGAAGUUGAUGGGACAUUAGGAGAUUAUAUGGAAUUGGCUGUAUUGUUCGGGUAUAUUACUCUAUUUGCCGUCGCUUUUCCGCUGUCGUGCUCCCUUUCUUUACUGAUGUGCUUAUGUGAGCUGCAAGUCGAUAAAUAUAAACUUUUGUAUUUAGUAAGACGGCCACAGCCUAUGGGGGCAAGAGGCAUUGGAACCUGAUGGGCAAUUUUCAACAUAAACUGCGUCAUAGCUAUUUUCACCAAUGUAGCGCUCUUGUGCUUUACAAUGCCUACUUUUGACGACUGGCAGGUUGCUAGUGAUAAUAUUUAUGCCACUUUUGCGGUUUUUUCUAUAUGCUUAAUAGUCUUCCGGAGUUUUCUGCAAAAAGCUAUUCCAGAUAUCCCAGAAAAAUAUCUUUAUGUUUUUAAAAGACACCAAAACAUAGAAGAUAGGCAUCUCAGAGGCUGGGAGUACAGCAAAGGCAAGGUUGCAGGGCAGAUGGAAAGCGGAAUUGACCCAAAAAUCUACUGCACAGUUAAGCCUGAAAAUAUAAUUGUAUCAUAA